GAUCGAGUGAAACUCGAGGAUCGAAAGGACCAGUUCGGCGCACAAGUAGACGACGGACGACUGGUAGUGCCUGGUGGGGAGUACGCAGAAAAUGCGGAUGAAGGCGUAGCAGUUAAGUCGCGUCGAGAUAAUGAAGCUGUUGGAGCAGCAGUUUAUAGCGAUGAGAGACAGGACAACGAACGGGAAAUUUGA
Anisakis simplex (herring worm) is the source of this 192-nucleotide messenger RNA. The record is from the annotation of a GenBank genome assembly. Lineage: Eukaryota; Metazoa; Nematoda; Chromadorea; Rhabditida; Anisakidae.